This is a messenger RNA of Rhopilema esculentum, 6193 nucleotides long. The record is from RefSeq and is a predicted model, not a curated record. NCBI's taxonomy places the organism in Eukaryota, Metazoa, Cnidaria, Scyphozoa, Rhizostomeae, Rhizostomatidae.
GUUUACUACUGUUUAAUCCUUAAUUUGCCGACAAAUUUGCUAAUUUGCCGACUAAGUACCCCUAGAUGGUAAAAAAACUCCUCGUUUUCGCAAGGUAAUUUUUUCAAAGGGGUGUCAUACCCCCACACGCCCCCUAUAGCGACGGGCCUGCCUCCACGCAACUUUUUUGCUGAAGUAUGAUUUUAAGACUGUAGCCAACGUAUCUGGAGCCCUCCCCCACUCUAAAAUGUGACCGGUGUCCCUGUUAUAUAUGUUUAAAGUUGGCGGGAUAAGGCCAAUUAAGAUUCGAAGUUUGUGAAUGGUUUACUCUAUCUUUGUAAUUAUUGCAUAGUUCAAGAGAUUUAGAACCGAAACAAAAUUGCAUUGAUUUGAUGGAGAAAGAGCCUACGCCUUAAUGGUCACACCCCAGCUUAUUUGAUAAAUUUAACUGGUUUUGUCUAUUUAGAAAUAUUUCACGUUUUUUAAAAAUCCAAGGGUCUGGGUCCAAAAAGGUAGUUAUGCUAGGGCAAGUUCAUAUUUAGACAAUAUUUAGCAAUAAAAAUAGCUUUCUUUGAAUAUUUGCGAAAUGUAGCAGAAGAAAGCAUUCAAGAAGUAAUUAAAGUUUGCAGUUAAAUCUUGGAUCAGUAUUGUUAAAAACUAAUUAAUCUUUUAUGGUAAUGUGCAAGAAAACAGAAUUAACAAUGAGUAGCCGUUACUUGCCUGUCAUUUGCCAAGAUAAAUUAGGGUAAUGCAUACAUUCAAAGACCGAGAUACAACUUUUUGUUUGGGGGGGGGCAGCCCUGAUAAAUCAUUAUAACAACAGCCAUAUUUUGCAAAAUAAAAGUAUUUUACUUAUUCAGCGUAAGUUUCUUUUGGGGGCCAAGGCCCCCCGGCUCCCCCGGUAUCUCGGUCCUUGCAUACAUUUCAAUAUUUCAUUCGCUAUGGAAAAUACCUACCCUGAGUACCAGAGCCGUAGGUAGGGUCAAAAAAUGCAAAUUUUGGAAUGCUAACAAGAGGGGCUUGAAAGGGUAAGCUGGGAAAUAGGAUUCGCGGGGGGCAAGGCUAGCAAAAGUAGAGGGUCAAGGCAUCUUCCCCCUUUACUGCAGCUUUAAAACUACUUGCUUCGCAAAAACGUUGGGGGUACGGCCACCCCGGCCCCCUUGCUUGACUGCAAAGUAAGUGAAAAUUUCUUUGAACUUUCAACACAAAUUUAAAAAUCUUCAGUAGUACAUCUGCAAUUCUUUCCUCUCGUGUUUUCCGAUUGAAAAUAAUAUCGAUAGCAAAAACGUGCGCGAGCAGAUACAAAAAACGAUUUACCAACCAACGGCAAAAAGUUCUUACUUUACCAAUGAAAUUUUGCCAAAAUUCUGUAAAGAAAUUUUGAGGCAAGGGUGGCCAUAGGACGGGGUGAUGUCCUCUCUCCAUGGCAAGAACACCAGCCUCGUUUACGACAACAAGCGAACCUCUUUUCAAAAAUUGAAGUGAAAAAGUUUACGACUUCCCUUCGCGGACUUUCAUUGUUUGUUUCACGAAAUAUGCUAGAAAUUCACACAUUUAGCAAACAAGUGUUCAGCUUUAUGAUUUAUCAAUGGCUCUAGCUUCGAGGUGAGCUACAUUAGCUAUAUAUGCAGUAUGUUUGAUCAAAUAACAAUUGUUGUUUGCAAUGUAAGUAAACAUGUGCAUUCUUCGUGCGUUUCAGUGACAUAUCUGGAAAACUGUUUGUUAAUGUCCAGUUUGUAUAUUGAAUUCCCACAUAGAAGAGGAAAUGUCGCUUUUAAAUUAAAAUACCUGUUACCUAUCCAUGCUAUUUGUUUUGGCUUUAAUAAAUCAAUUUGCAAAGUUAAAUUUUAUUUCUGAUGUUGAGUAUGUGACAUAAUUUAAUUAGGUUAUGCUUGUAUGAGUUAUUUUGAGAACUUUUGUUUUUUCACAGAAAUCGUUCGAAAGAUAUUUUAGAAUAAAACAUACAGAAUUUCAACUUUCUUAGAAAUAUAAACAUUUUUUGCAGGACUCAAACUUGAAAAUGGAUAUAAACCAUGGAAAUUAUUUCACCCAAAGUUAUAAGCACAGGAAGCUGUAGUUUAAAAUAUCUGAGGAAGUUUCAUGGAUAAGAAAGAAGAUGAAGAGGAAGGAGACUCUUCUCCAAAAUCCCCAACUCUUCAUACUUUGAAGACAUUGGAAAGAACCUGGACAGGGAGUAGCAAUGGAAGCAUUCAGCAAUGGAUUGACAGUUUAAAUGAAGGUGACUGGCAUGAGUUAAAUGAAGGACAAUCAACUAGCCCGCAAGAAAUAGAAACUGUUACAUACAGUAACAUCCAUUUCUUGCCAGUUCCUUGUGGUACAGAAGAUGAGCUACAUUUGGGUGCAGAUGCUAGGUCCAUUUCUUAUGAAGGUUCAGAAAGAGGAUUGUCUAUGUCACCAAGACUAUCUCCAUUACUAGAUGACAAAUUGGAGCUUCCAUUAACUACUGACAAAAGCAAUGGCCAUAUAAUAAGUGAUGACACAGCAGGCAUUGAUGAAAAGAUCUACGAAGAAAAGACUGAAUCAAUGCCAAAAGCCCAAGAUCUUGAGAAGCCAAUGGCCCAUGUUAAAAAUGAAUGGAUGUACGAGCACAGACAAAAUUCAUUUUCAAGCAUUAACAGUGUGUCUUCGCUGUUGGCUGCCACUGAAAUGGACCCUGAGGAUAUGUUGGCUUCCCUUGGAUUUGGUGAGGAAUUUUCGACCCCAUAUCAUAGGAUUCCUGCUCGGUUUUUUAUAAAUCCUUCGCAAGCUAACGGUAUCGAUGUCGACGAUUUCUGCUCCAAGUUCCUCGACGCGGAUCAUCUGAAAGCAAGGGGUUUGGAGAGUACAAGAAUAAAUGUCUUAGGCAGUAGAUUCACCCGUAGUAGCAUAGAUCUAUCAUGGGUUAAUUCGGAUGAUAAACUACUUGCGAAAAUGAGAAGAUUGAAAUUCAGACAGUCAUCAGUCCCGUCAAUAACUGUGAAUGAUGAUUAUGAUGACCGUGAUGGCUCAUCUAGUGAUAAAGCUUCUGCGACACGUGUACCUGGAAACCUAAGAUUGAGUACUGUUGAAGAGGAGUACGAGCCGAGCAGUCGCAAGUCAAGCUUCUCCAGAUCUUUUUCAAAGGAAAAGGCCAAGCUAUCUAAGCAAGAACGUUUCGAAGUCGAUGUCAAAGAAACUGCCCCCGCUUCUGCUAAUGGAUUGAAUGAGGGGAGGCUACCUGGAAAAGACCAUAAACAGUUUACCAGUGUAGAAUCAGAUGACAAUGUUUUUGAACGAAAAGAAAGUAUUGAUGUGAAUUGCGUGAUCGGAAAGUGUAGGCAGACGAAUGGAUCGAAACAGGAAACUUUGCUGCCUGAUUGUUCAAAACAAUACAAUGGGCUGGGAGUUGGAAUCGAAACUAGAAAUGAAUUCUGCGAAGGAGAAGCAGAAAAAGCGGAAAAAAUUGGAGAAAAUUCCAAUACUCAGGAAUGUAAAAAAAGUUCAAGCAUUUCGUCUUACAAAAACAUUUUAGAUGAUGAUUUGGAGGAUCAAGAGGAUUUAUUUCGGUGGGAUAGGAACAAUAAUACUGGACUAAACGGGCUGGAUAAGGCAAAAUUUAAAAGCACUCCAAAGAAAUUCAGUGAACCCGUGGGUUACCAGAAUCACAAUGGAAUAGUUACACGAAAGCAUAUUUUUGACGACGAGGAAAAAGUUUAUCUCCAAGAUGACAUUUUUACCGAAAGGACACCCAGUUCUGGUGAAAAAAUUCGUGGAGAUUCCAAAGAGGAUAAAGAAAUUUUAGAAGUAUAUGACGAAAAGAAACAAAAAUUUGAAGAUAAUAUAGAUAGAGUUGAUCCUAGCGAAUUCUCGACAAUUUCAGACCAUUCAUAUCAUGAUAGCAUCGAGGACUCCGUGGAAGAUAAAUUACAGGUCAUAGAAGUUCCUUUAGAGGAAGAAAAGAACUUUUCUGAUGACUCUCUCGAAAAAUCUAUAAAUGACGAUAAUAAAUCAGCACAUUCUGAAUAUGAAACAGACUCAAUAGAAAACCACGAAGAGCGAGAAGACCAUAUAGAGGAAGAUAAUGGUAUGGAGCCUCACACCCCAUCAAGGGUUGUCUAUAGGUCUCUUGGGAAAAUAGAAAACCUUAAGACCCCCGAACAUGGAGACAGUCGAGAGACGGAGAGUAGUCACCAAAGAGGAUUUGGAGAGAGCUUGAAAUUACAUGGAGAGGCUAUAAUAGAGAACAUCCCAUUUAUUUCGAGAAGAAGAACAGUCUCAGUGGAGUCUGAUGUUGUCGAAAAAGUAUUCACCGGAGAUGAGUCUCUCAGUUUGGGAGGCACGUCGCAAAGUUCGACGAAAAAGCCGUCAAGGCUUAGAAAUUAUUUGCGAAGGCUAGCAAGCGGCCGGAUCCGCAGCUUUAUGUCUCUAGAGAGUUUGAAUAAUGCUAAUUUACUAAAUGGUGAUCGUAUGUGUAAAAGCCAUGAAAAUCUCACAUGUGAAGAAGAAUCACCCAGCACUCAGGCACUUUCGCAAAGUUGUUUAGAAGAUCACGUGGAUCGAAAUGAGACUUACCGAUCCAGAAGGUCAGAAAAGUUAAGAAGUUUGACAAAGCAAGAGGUCAGUAGAGAGGAGCUCUUAAAUUCAGAAUUAAACAGUCUUGGUUCAAAAUCAGGAACAGUUGGUCAUCCAUGUCAAAGAACGUCUGGAGAAUUCGAAAGGCGAAAUGGAGUAAACCAAUCACAAACGGAAAAUUCGCUCGAAUAUCAUUGCAGUUAUCUGGUGACUAAAAAAGGUGGCGCUGCGUAUACAAAUGGUAAUGCUGAUAAUAAGGCCAGGGGAGAGAACGUGAGCCGAGGCAGGGCAAAAGGUUUAUCAAAAGGUUUUAGUGUAGAGAGUAGUGGAUUUGAAGAUGAGAAUGAUGUAUCCAAAUCAGCAGCGGUACGGGAAUAUAAUGAUUGCGAAAGGAAACAUGCUUGUUUAGAAUUUAAUGAGAACACAAUGGGUAAUGCAUUAUUGGGGGUGGUAUCUGGAACUAGUGCAUCACCGAAAUCUGGACCACGGAGUAGCACACCAACUGACUCCUUGGUAUCUGUUGUGGAUACAAACCAGUUUGAAUAUCUAGUGGGACAAAUGUCGUCCUUACGAAAGGAAGUUAAAGAGCAGGAGGAGAGAGUCAAAACGUACAUAGAUGAAAGCAUGGAAAGGAUCAGAAGCUCAUUUCUCACAGAAAUGUCAAUUCUAAAUGCUUCUUUAAAAACGCGAUCAGCAGAUAACUCUCUUAACGGCGAUAUUAAUGGAUGACAUUAACAAAUGAACAUUGGGCAGUAACAAAUAAGCACCAACUGGUAUUUUAAGAAUUAAAUAACUUAUUUUCUUAUGUCACGAUAAGAAUUGCUAAUACUUUUAUAAUCAUUGAAGUUGAAUCAAAAUAUUUCAUAGUUUCAAUUUGGAUAUAAAGAUGUAAAAUAAUUUUUUUACUGUUGACGUAUAAUCACGUAUGUUGUAUUGCUCGCAUAUCUCAUUUUUAACCUUAUUCCAACCUAUAAAUGUUGUUUUGUUUCUAUUUUUGUUGGUAGAUGUAGAUGAGAUGUUAGUUAUUAGUUUAGGUGAUUACUGCAUUUAUUUGUUAGGUAGCAAGUUUUUUUGACAGGUAUGAGAAUAUAUUUUUUAUGUAAUUCGAAGAAUGGAAAUGUCACUAAAAUUUGGAGGGCUUAUCAGGAUGGCAAACUCCAACUUGGUUAACACAUUUUGUACGGAUUUUUCCCGGAUGCUUUCAUUGAAAUUUUCCAUUUCAGAGUCCUAUUUUAAGUUGUAUUGCAGGGAGUCAAAAUUAAAUUUAGAAGUUUAGGGUGAACUCAGGAACUCGUUGCGAAAGCUUUGUCUAAUUAUCAUUUAGCUUCAUUGAAUAUUGGGAACCAUGGCCCCUCCGAAACCCCUCUUCCCUCAUUUUUGGGGGGCCUCUGUUAUGUUGUCAGAGGCAGAACCUAGAAAAAGCGAUUAAAUUCUUUGUUGUAAAUUUCUACGUUCGACUGCCAUAUUCCACUUUAUAAGGUAUUUAUAAAACUUGCUGGAAAACUUAGGACCCUGUCCUGGAGUCUUUGCAAUGUUGCUGAUUUUUUUAUCAUUAACAAUCGAUAAGAAAUUUGAAGAAUCUAAUUCAAAUUUGCUUGUUUGCUAAUGGUCUUAAUUUUUCUUACUCUUAGUUAGAAUUACAUGUUAAUUAAAUGAAACGUAA